Molecule: messenger RNA, 1065 nt
Organism: Thelazia callipaeda (thelaziosis nematode)
Lineage: Eukaryota; Metazoa; Nematoda; Chromadorea; Rhabditida; Thelaziidae
Source: the annotation of a GenBank genome assembly
AUGACGAUGCUUACAGAAGGUUGGAUCGGAUCUAGGUAUUCACCAAUGGUUCUGGAUAUAAAUUAUAUUGAUCUGAAAAAUCAGGUCAUAAAAGCGGAACGAAAGUUGUUAAAUGCUCUUGGAUUCGUCGUACACGUCAAUCAUCCACACAAACUUAUUUAUACUUACUUACAUGCAUUGGGUGCUACUGAAAAUCAUGAGCUCAUGCAAAAGGCUUGGAGUUAUAUGAAUGACGGAUUACGAACAGACAUAUUCUUGAGGUAUCGACCUGAAACAAUAGCAUGUGCGUGCAUUCAUUUGGCAGCAAGGACUAUAACUGAACCUGUACCACUACCUCGAGAACCUUUUUUGUGGUUUGAAGCCUUUGAUGCAAGUGACAAGGAUGUACAGACUAUUUCUUAUUUGCUUCUGCAAGUUUAUUCCCGAAUCCGAGCUCCAAAUUGGACUCGUCUGAAUGAUACAUUGAAUAAAAUACGCAUUAAAUUCAACAGUGCAUUUGCAAAAUCACAACAAGGAGAAAAAGUGGCUAACAAAGAAGUUGAAAGAGCAAAAGCAGUUUUAGAAAAAAGACGUCGCGAAAUUGUCAGUAAAGCUUGUGAAAUAGAGAAGCGGCAGAAUGGUGCGACUAAAAUAAAUAGCAAGGAAGGACAUACAAAAGAGAUGGAUUCGAAGCGCGAUAGAGGAAAAGAAAACGACCAUUGUAGUGCCAAACAAUCGUCGUCAUCAACUUCACGUUCGCGUUCACGCUCUCGUUCAAGAUCUCCAGUAGAACCUAGAAAGUUCCGAUCCUCACCUGCUCGUCGCCGGGCUGAAUCGUCCGAACGCGACCGACACUCUAGGCGUAAUCAUCAUCAUUCAAGACAUCAGAGAGAUGAAAGAAGGCGAAUAAGAGAAGAGCGGCGAGCAGAAAAAGAAAGACAUCAUAGGAAUCGAACUAGAAGUCGAGACCGACGUAGAAUUGAUAGAGUUAGUAACCAGCGCGAACGCGAAAAAGAUGUAUAUCUAGCUUUGGGUAAAAGAAGGAAAAGUAGUGAAAGUCCGCCUUCUGUGAAAAUGCGGCGGUAG